This is a messenger RNA of Eimeria acervulina, 4137 nucleotides long. RefSeq names its product Patched family domain containing protein, putative. The coding region runs from base 1 to 4137 and encodes 1378 amino acids. The transcript has 8 exons. Gene Ontology annotation, cellular component: membrane. NCBI's taxonomy places the organism in Eukaryota, Apicomplexa, Conoidasida, Eucoccidiorida, Eimeriidae. The record is from RefSeq and is a predicted model, not a curated record.
AUGACUGUGCGAGCACGAGUGUGGAGGGGAUUGCUGGCAUUUUGGCGUUUCUGUGGGGAACUCCUUAGCCAGAAGCACGGUGUGGUUGAGUCUAUAGGUGAUGGUUUUGCCUGGUGGGGCGGCCUCUGUUUCCGGCAUCCGCUAAAAAUCAUUUGCGGAUCUAUUGUUGCAUGCCUCAUUCUCUCCACUGGGCUACUGCCCCCUACGCCUAUUUGGGUUGACGGCGCGGAGCGGCUUUACACCUUGCCUUUUUCUCGGGCUCGAGACGAUGGAGUUUUGCAUGAAAACCUGUUUGGAGAUGUACACGGUAGGAAGAGUGUCGUCAUUCUCACUCACAAGGUUAAAGGCACGAACAUUCUUACUUGGCAGCACCUGGAGGAAGUGCGACGCAUCGACUCCAUCAUUCAAGGCAAAGACACCGACCCCGAAAUGGGGCGAAAACUCGUUAUUCCCCGUUCUCCCGACGUCAUUUCCAACGUCAGCAAGAACAGUCAGGAGGGGUCAGAAGGUUUGGCCCCGGGGCAGCACAGCGUGACUGAUGAGUCCGCCUUCCUUACAUUUGAAGAUGUGUGCCUGCGAAAUGCGCUUGGUGGCUGCUCAGCUGAAUCUAUCUUGUCCUUCGGCCUGGCAGACUACAAAGCAGCUGGGCUGGUGCAGGGGGAGCCGGAAGUGUGGCUCUUCGGGGGCACUGCUUUCAACGUUCAGCAAGUCGCGUUCAUUCCAGAGUACUACUUGGGGGGGUUCACAAAGGAAGCAUGCGAGAGGCGCAUGCCCAGGGCAGUCGCCGAGAGGCUCCUGCCUCCUUCAGCCAUAAGGGAGCUACCUACCCCUGAAGACGCGUUUGUUUUGGGGUCUAUUGAAUGCAUAACUUCUGCCAGCGCGCUGAUGUUGCAUUAUGACGCAGACGGGCGUCCCAUGCACGAAGAAAGAAACGCCACUUGGGAACGACUGCUCAUCCAGGUCCUCAAAGCAAACCAAACUCUGGGGAGUCUCCGAGCAUAUUUUCAGGCGUUUCGGUCUCGAGAUGAUGAGCUCAAAGCUUCCACGGCUGAGUCAAAGGAUGUGGUUUACGUGGUGUUCACGUUUUUCCUCCUCGCCAGUUACUCCACAGCCCUCAACUUCUCGUGUGAUUUGUACCGCUCCAAGCUGUUCAGCUCCCUCAUGGGGUUUUUCGCAGCUUUCAUGGGGCUGGGGGCCGGAAUGGGAAUAGUGUGCUAUAUGAAGGUGGCAAUGGUUCCCACUGUGCUUAUUUGUCCUUUCCUAGUUCUCGGAAUCGGUGUAGAUGACGUGUUUGUGUUGUUGAAUGCAUAUUGCAUGGGAUACACCACCCAUGAUCCAGAACAACGAUGCAUCGACACCCUCAAAACAUCAGGACUAGGCAUCACAAUCACUACUCUUACAAAUCUUAUUUCCUUCGGUGUUGGCUCCUUCAGCACCUACCUUUCGAUUCGGAACUUUUGUGUGUACAGUGCAAUGGCCUUGCUGCUGGGUUACAUCUUUGUUUUGACAUUCUUCUUUCCUGUCCUCUGCCUUGAUGCAAAGAGAGAAUUCUACUUUCGAAUAUCUCCCUUCUGCUUGCCCACAACGUCACAGCUCCACCAGAAACUCGAAGAGGAGAAGGAGCACAUGGGGCCAGCUGAACUGCAGGUCCACAACGUGCUCAAGUCGGUUUCCCAGGAGGAAAUUGUCGCCUAUAGGGUUAACGUCUUCUUUGAAGAGAAGGAAUUGCGGAAAAGAAAGAGACGAGACGAACGCGAAUGCCGAAAGCUGGAGGGGCAAGCCGCAGGCGAAUCUGCAGUGAAAAAGUCUGUCGUUACCCGUGCUGCCGCCUCGGUACAGAGGUUCUUCAAAUACGCAGCCUCCCAACACUUGGGGGUAGAGCAUCAGGGAGAGGAGGUGGUUUUGAAGACAACUGUGCGCGGUCUGAACCCGCAGCUAGCGAGACAUGCGCUCUACGAUGAGCCUCGGGGUUCCGUGGGGCGCCGGUGGCGGACAUUUUUUCUGUGCUACUAUGGGCCAUUUUUAAUGAAAAGGCCUGUGAAGAUUGCAGUGUUAAUGAUUUUCAUCACCAUUGCGGCAGUCAGCAUUUACGGAUUUUCCAAGCUUGAGUUGGGUCUUGAAAUUUCUGAACUUGCCCCGGUAACGUCGUACAUGCGACGCUUUGAUGAAAUCUACGCGGAGUAUUUUAACAAGUUCGAUCAGCCGACGGACAUAUUCUUUCUCCCCACUCCUGUUGCUGUUCCUGAGCAGCCUCCACAAGACCAAACCACUGACGUUGAUUUGCUGAAUCUUGAUGAGUUCCUUAGCAGGGGUUAUAACUCAGAGACGCACGAGCAGAAACAACAGCAACCCCAAACCCCCCAGUGGUGGAAACCCGAAGUGCAAGCCGCCCUGCGCUUGGCGCAUCACCGCAUCGCCUCGAGGCCUUCCACCUCCAGACUCAUUAACCCAUUGUUGGCCAUGCUGGAUGAUCCUGAAAUUGGGCCAAAGCUGCGGCAAGGAGACAAACAGAUCUUUUUGGAUACUCUGUACUACCAGCUUAUGCAAUCUGGCUCUCCAUACCGUCAGUUUGCGCUGGACUUUGUGUGGAGUGGUUCUGAGCUCAAGACAUACCGCAUGCGUUUACUGCCAAAGUAUAUGGCACGGUCAGAACAGAGGGCAUUCUGGAUGCAGCAGCUUAGGCAAGACUGCGACGCAAUGAUAGACCCUGAGACCCAGUUAGACACCAUGCUGAAGGAGAUGGAGCAGCAGGAGCUCUCAGAUGACCCCGACGUCCUCUACGAACAACUACAGAGGCAGCGAGAUCUCGAAAUGCUAAAGAAUGUACCUAUGGCGCCCCUCAAAAUUGCCGCUUAUACCUACAUGAUGGUGUUCUAUGAGAGCGACUUGGGUAUCCUCAGCUCCGUUCUCAUUAACAUGCUGUCUGCAGGGGUGGCAAUGCUCCUGGUGGCAUUCAUUCUCAUUCCAGAGCUGAGCGCAGGUCUUUUGGUAAUUAUGAUGAUUUGCCUCAUUGACCUGGCCCUCUUCGGCUUUAUGUAUUUCUGGCACGUGAAGCUGCACAUGGUGUCGACAAUUGCGCUGGUUAUUUCAAUUGGAUUUGCAGUGGAUUACUCAGCACACAUGGCAAUAGAGGCGCUUGUGCUCAUGGGCAACCCUCUCUUUCACGGAGCAUCUUCCACACUUCUUGGUAUCUUGCUGCUUGGGUUUAGCGAAUCCUUCGUCUUCACCGUUUUCUUUCGCAUGAUGGUCAUGGUUGUUCUAUUUGGAGCCGCACAUGGUAUGGUUCUGCUGCCCGUAAUCCUCUCGUGGUUGGGUCCAAUGACUGUCGCCCAUGAUAUUGACGAUGUAGAAGAUGGUUGCAGCGGCCUGGAAGAAAACGGAGAUACAAAACCUUCACAGCAGGAGACGGGUACAGCGACAGCUGCAGGUGCUGCAGAAGAGGCUCUCCAUGACGCCACGCGAGUGUCGGUUCCCCCACCAAGUCUUUCUCUCAAGCCCUCUAGCACCAAGCUAGCGGGGCGGGGCCCUUCAUCUGCCAACUCCUCUACUCGCAGCAAUUCAAACGUGCCUCUAAAUUCCCUCCUGACAAUUCCAUCUCACCAACUCUCCUGCAACAGCAGCGCCAUGAGGGACCGCGAAAAUCCCAACAUCACUGGCAGCCCUAUGAGGCGUUCCAAGUCAGCUUCUGCCUCCUCAAGAAGCGGGCUGGGGGAUAUGCAGCAGCACAGGCAAGAUCUGUACCGACGUGCAUCAUUGCUCACACGGAAUGAGUUGCUGUCGGCCAGCAGAAGGCAUGAAGGCAAGCAGCGAGCUCACAGCACCAACGCAUGCACCUCCCGGGCGCAAUUCGCAUCAGCUUCAGGGGAGGCUAGGAAGACUCGGCGCUCGAGCUGCAGCGCCGGCUCGAGGAUAGGCGACAGCGUGGCAGAUACAAUGACAAGUCAAGCGCAGCAUCAGGUUGCCUCAACAUCAGUUCACCCUAAACACCGAAGCCAGCAAUUCAGGCAACUCUUACCACCGAUCAAACACAGGACCACAAGCACAGGCGCAGGGAGGCGCCCAUCGCAAGACCUUUGCAGGACAGGCAGCAGCAACGGCACCAAUAAAACCACCAUGAGAAGUCACACCCACCAGUAG